UUUGAAAAAAAAAAAAUAAUUCAAAUCCUUUAAUUUAUUUACCUCAAAAAUGAGUGACGUUAUUUUUGUCAAAGGAUGCACUGAUAUUGAUCAAUUAACCCAAUUAGCAAAUCCCUCUUUAAGCCAUUCAAAUGAUAGAACGGCCUUUUUUUACAAUCCUCCAGGAGAUUCUCAAAUCUAUCACAUUACUUGUGAAUUAUCAAACAAGAAUGUCGACCCUUUAUCUGACCAUACAUUUUAUUACAAUAUUGAUGAUAAUAGUUUUUAUCAAAUAACAUGUAGAUUAAUUUCACAUUCAUUGAUUGUUCAAUUUUUAAACAAAAAGAUUUAUGGCAUCGAACAUAAACAAGGUGAAGAACCACAACAAGACUAUUUGACUUUUUCAAAAUUUCAAAGAGAUAAUUUGGAAUUUCAUUUGAAAGGAUUUUUCCUUAAUCGCUUGACGCCAAAACAAAUUAAUAAGAGUUCAAAUAGUAACGAUGCCAUUAUUGUGCAGCCUAAAUUGUAAACACAAUUAUUACUUUUAAAUUAUGUCAUUCAUUUUCUUAUUCUUUAUCUGUUAUAUGUAUAUUAUAAAUAGGUAUUAUACAAAUGUUAUGCUACAAUAUUUUUGAAACGUAACCCCUUUAUUAAAUUGCACUACGUUUCAAAGUAAAUUCUAUAUGCUACUAUGAAACAAACAUAAUUUUAUGCUUUAUUAUUGAAUUCGAUACAAUAAAUAGAUUGU
Rhizophagus irregularis DAOM 181602=DAOM 197198 is the source of this 727-nucleotide messenger RNA. RefSeq lists its product as uncharacterized. NCBI's taxonomy places the organism in Eukaryota, Fungi, Glomeromycota, Glomeromycetes, Glomerales, Glomeraceae. The record is from RefSeq and is a predicted model, not a curated record.